This is a messenger RNA of Meloidogyne enterolobii, 451 nucleotides long. NCBI's taxonomy places the organism in Eukaryota, Metazoa, Nematoda, Chromadorea, Rhabditida, Meloidogynidae. The record is from the annotation of a GenBank genome assembly.
UUUUUACAACCAAUUAAAAAUGGGCAAACCAACAAGCGUAAAGGAUGUUGAUCAACACGAAAUUGUUGAUGCAAUUUCGACAUUUCUGAAGAAAGGAGGGAAAAUCAAAGUUCCGGAAUGGGCUGAUUUGGUCAAACUUGGCACGAACAAGGAAUUGGCACCAAUCAAUCCUGAUUGGUACUAUGUCCGCGUUGCCAGCAUUGCUCGCCGUCUUUACAUUCGUUCGCCGGCCGGUGUCGGAGCGUUCCGUAAAGUUUAUGGAGGCAAUAAGCGCCGUGGCGUUCGGCCAAACCAUUUUGUUUUGGCAUCUGGCGCUGUUAUACGCAAAUCUCUUCAAUCGUUAGAAGCAAUUAAGUGGGUGGAGAAAGAUGCACGUGGUGGACGAAAAUUGAGCAAACAGAAGGACUUGGACCGCAUUGCAACACAACUCCGCUUUGGGAAUGAAGAAUAA